Periophthalmus magnuspinnatus is the source of this 1282-nucleotide messenger RNA. RefSeq names its product glial cell derived neurotrophic factor a (gene gdnfa). The coding region runs from base 468 to 1223 and encodes 251 amino acids. Gene Ontology annotation, molecular function: growth factor activity; receptor tyrosine kinase binding; glial cell-derived neurotrophic factor receptor binding. The transcript has 3 exons. Gene Ontology annotation, biological process: negative regulation of neuron apoptotic process; positive regulation of branching involved in ureteric bud morphogenesis; peripheral nervous system development. NCBI's taxonomy places the organism in Eukaryota, Metazoa, Chordata, Actinopteri, Gobiiformes, Gobiidae. The record is from RefSeq and is a predicted model, not a curated record.
CUUGUUUUGACUUUUUCAGGAUUUUCUGGAUUUAACCUCGUUUGGACAUUUGUGGUGCGCCUUGUUUUGAUGUCUUCAUCCAGUUGCCCUGACUGGAGAUGGUGGACAUCUCUCGGAUUUCAAACGUGGAAACGUAGCAUCCAAUUAAUCAGGGACUGCAACUGAAGCCCGGGCGCAGUGGCACUUGGUCUGAGCUCUACCUUUGGACUCGUUUGGGAGAGUGCGCGAGAGGACGCACGGCUUUGGAGAAUGAAAAACACACCUGGCGCGUCAUUUCACAUGAUUUUCAUAGGACAGCUACUGCGUUUUACCUUUUAUUGAGAUAUUUCUGUGGCUUUUGACACCGACGCGCAAAGUGGGACACUAAAUGAGAGGAGUUUUCACUUUGGAUUAUAAACCCAACAGUCAGACAAGGGUCAGGUCUGCAUGGGUCAUAUUUAAGGUUCUUCAUAGGAACUGAGUCUAAGAUGAAGUUAUGGGAUGUUUUGGCCACAUGUUUGUUGCUCCUGAGCUCUGUAGCUACUCGGCCUCUUUACUCAAACGCUCGUCCAGCCAAGAGGACUUAUUUCCCCAGCAGCAGUGAUUCUGUGUCCAUCUCAGAGGAGGACAGCGAAGAGGCCAACUUCCAGCCCCAACAGCACAGUCUGCGUCAAAUCCCAAUGGAGGAUCAGAAUUACAUGCGAGGGCCUUACCCAAACCACCUGGAGGACGUGAUGGAUUUUAUCGAGGCCACGAUCGGGCGACUGCGGAGGUCCUCUGAGGCCGGAGGAAACAGCCGAGGUCGAAGGGAACGACAGAGAGGAGCAGCAAACGCGGGCAGAGACAGAGAGGGGAGGAGCCACAGCGACCGGCGGAGGGGGCGGUCCCGGGGCCGAGGGGGGAAAGGAGGCCGCGGGGACAGGAACAGGGACAGGACGACGGCGGUGCAGGGACGAGGAUGUCUCCUGAAGGAAGUCCACCUCAAUGUGACGGACUUAGGCCUGGGAUACCAGACCAAAGAGGAGCUGAUCUUCCGCUACUGCAGCGGACCCUGUGUGGACGCCGAGACCAACUACGACAAGAUCCUCAACAACCUCACACACAACAAGAAGCUGGACAAGGACACGCCCUCUCGCACCUGCUGUCGGCCAAUCGCCUUUGACGAUGACUUGUCCUUUCUGGACGAUAAUGUGGUGUAUCACACUCUGAAAAAGCAUUCUGCCCGGAAGUGUGCCUGUGUCUGAGGGCGACGAAGGACACCAGGAACAUUCUGAGGAUCUAAGGUUCCUUCACACAUUUACAG